Molecule: messenger RNA, 5406 nt
Organism: Capra hircus (goat)
Lineage: Eukaryota; Metazoa; Chordata; Mammalia; Artiodactyla; Bovidae
Gene: MBTD1
Product: mbt domain containing 1
Exons: 18
Coding region: 419-2314 (631 amino acids)
Biological process (GO): regulation of DNA-templated transcription
Cellular component (GO): nucleus
Molecular function (GO): zinc ion binding
Source: RefSeq, a predicted model, not a curated record
UUCCUCCGGGAGGACCAAUCUUCCGGGUGGAGGGGAAGCGGAGUGACUGGAGUGGAAAUUUUUUUCCAACAUAACUUCGCAGUUGUAACUGAUUGAAAGGGUAUAAAGAAAGCCAGAGAUGACAGGCUGAAACUUUUACUCUUUUUCCUGCCUUUUUAACCACUCGACUUACACGAGCCCCAAUCGCCUUUUCCACCCCUUCGUCUUGGUACGACCCUUGGAGUACGGAGCCUGCAGAGAGUCCCACGCUGGAAGACAGAUAGGAGGAGUCGGAAGAGACAUUAGAGGUCACCCAAAGCCGCCGUCCCCUGUGCAGCCUCCCUGACAAGUGAUUGUAUAAGGAGGAAGUUUCUUCAGGGAGACGAUCACGACUGACCAUUCUUCACGAUCCGAAAGGAAAGGAAGAGACUCGUUCGGGAUGUUUGACGGCUAUGAUAGCUGCAGUGAGGACACGAGCAGCAGCUCCAGCUCUGAGGAGAGUGAAGAGGAGGCUGCUCCCUUACCUUCUAGUCUCCCGAUCAUCAAAAACAAUGGCCAAGUGUACACGUACCCAGACGGUAAAUCCGGCAUGGCUACCUGUGAAAUGUGUGGAAUGGUUGGUGUGCGAGAUGCUUUUUACUCUAAAACAAAGCGUUUCUGCAGUGUUUCAUGUUCAAGAAGUUACUCGUCAAACUCCAAGAAGGCAAGCAUUUUGGCCAGACUUCAGGUAACGGGUAAGCCUCCAACAAAGAAAGCAAAAGUUCUUCAGAAACAGCCUUUAGUUGCUAAACUAGCUGCAUAUGCUCAGUAUCAAGCUACCUUACAAAACCAAGCCAAGACUAAAUCAGCAGCAGUCUCCACAGAAGGUUUCAACUGGGGUAACUACAUCAAUAGCAAUAGCUUUAUAGCAGCUCCAGUUACCUGCUUUAAACAUGCACCUAUGGGGACCUGCUGGGGUGAUAUCUCAGAAAAUGUGAGAGUAGAAGUUCCCAAUACAGACUGCAGCCUACCUACCAAAGUCUUCUGGAUCGCUGGAAUAGUAAAAUUAGCAGGUUACAAUGCCCUCUUAAGAUAUGAAGGAUUUGAAAAUGACUCUGGUCUGGACUUCUGGUGCAGUAUAUGUGGUUCUGAUAUCCAUCCAGUUGGUUGGUGCGCUGCAAGUGGAAAACCUCUUGUCCCUCCUAGAACUAUUCAGCAUAAGUAUACAAACUGGAAAGCUUUUCUAGUGAAACGACUUACUGGUGCCAAAACUCUUCCUCCCGAUUUCUCACAAAAGGUUUCAGAGAGCAUGCAGUAUCCUUUCAAGCCUUGCAUGAGAGUAGAGGUGGUUGACAAGAGGCAUUUGUGUCGAACACGAGUGGCAGUGGUGGAAAGUGUAAUUGGAGGAAGAUUAAGACUAGUAUAUGAAGAGAGUGAAGACAGAACAGAUGACUUCUGGUGCCAUAUGCACAGCCCAUUAAUCCAUCAUAUUGGUUGGUCUCGAAGCAUAGGCCAUCGAUUCAAAAGAUCUGAUAUUACAAAGAAACAGGAUGGACAUUUUGAUACACCACCACAUUUAUUUGCUAAGGUAAAAGAAGUAGACCAGAGUGGGGAAUGGUUCAAGGAAGGAAUGAAAUUGGAAGCUAUAGACCCAUUAAAUCUUUCCACAAUAUGUGUUGCAACCAUUAGAAAGGUGCUGGCUGAUGGAUUCCUGAUGAUUGGGAUCGAUGGCUCAGAAGCAGCAGAUGGAUCUGACUGGUUCUGUUAUCAUGCAACCUCCCCUUCUAUUUUCCCUGUUGGUUUCUGUGAAAUUAACAUGAUUGAACUCACUCCACCCAGAGGUUACACAAAGCUUCCUUUUAAAUGGUUUGACUACCUCAGGGAAACUGGCUCCAUUGCAGCACCAGUAAAACUGUUUAAUAAGGAUGUUCCAAAUCACGGAUUUCGUGUCGGGAUGAAAUUAGAAGCAGUGGAUCUCAUGGAGCCACGAUUAAUAUGUGUAGCCACAGUAACUCGAAUUAUUCAUCGUCUCUUGAGGAUACAUUUUGAUGGAUGGGAAGAAGAAUAUGAUCAGUGGGUAGACUGUGAGUCCCCUGACCUCUAUCCUGUAGGGUGGUGUCAGUUAACUGGAUAUCAACUACAGCCUCCAGCAUCACAGUCAUCAAGAGAAAGCCAGUCAGGUUCAUCAAAACAGAAGAAAAAGACUAAGUCCCAGCAAUACAAAGGACAUAAGAAAAUGACUACAUUGCAGCUGAAAGAGGAGUUGAUAGAUGGAGAGGAUUAUAGUUUCCUCCAAGGAGCAUCUGAUCAGGAAAGCAAUGGCUCUGCCAACUUUUACAUCAAACAGGAGCCUUGAGGUUGCUCAGAAACUGAGGGUGGGAGGGAAAGAAUUUUACACAGGACUGAUUUUAUAAUCAAUCCAGCUGUACAGCGGGGCUAUUCUACUGGGACAUUUUGCUAAACAUAGAAAAUUUCAGUUCCAGAUUUUUCAAGUGGGUAGGGAAACUAUUUUAGCCUUGGGGGGAAAUUUUUCAAUUUAUAAAGAUGGACAAUUUUUGUGUUGUAUUUGAAGCUUUUGAAAGAAUUUUGUAAUAUUUUCCAAGUUUGGAUUUAUGUGCAUUGUUAACAAGAAUUGAAAUUCUAACUUUUUUGGUAAGAUUAAAGUUUAGGUAGCAGGAUUGAAGGAAAUGACUUAAGAAAGAUACUGUUGUAAAUGCAAACGAACUGUCAUUACUAAUGAACCUUUUUGGUACCUGUUGGGAGAUUUUGGGAUUUUAGAAGUUAGGCCAGUCACAUCUCCAGCUUCCUCUGCUGCAGAAUAUGCAACUGAAUCCCCGCUGUGGAGAGCUCAUCACCACAUAAAUCAUGGAAGGGUAAUUAAUUCUGCUUGUUGGCAUUUUAUUGCAGCCCAUUUUAAAUAUUUGUACAGAAGUGUUUCAUUCUGUGAAAAUUCAUUUGGAGUUCUAUAUGAAACUGGAAGAACUCUGGAUACUUUAUAUGUUCUCUUUUAAUUAAAAAUGAGUAAAAUUAUCCUAACACUAAAGUGUUAAACUGGAAUGGUUGACAAGAUAUACAAGAUCUCGGUCUACAUGUUGAGGGAUUGGGGAAAAUGCAAUAUUGUCCUAAGUUUAUUUUAUUUUCCUUACUAAAACAUAUCCCACAAAAGGAAUUCUUAUUAGUUCUCUGCCAUUUCUCUCCAUCUGUGAGAUAAUACUUGUAUAACUACACCCCAAAACUUAUGUGUUCUGUAUUACCAGGAGAAUCAAAAUUAUUUUAACAGUUGUUUAAAGCCAAGAUAAGUCUAGAUUUCAAAAUCAUUCCUGCUCUGCUUUUGACUAUCCUGGAUUUGUUAGAAAACUAAUUUGAAAGAGAAUUUAAUUUUCUUAAAAUUCCAUAUAUAUAUGUAAGAAUUGUCUUUAACUGUUUCAGAUUUAAUUUUAACAGUAAUAACUGAUUUGGACCAUUUCAGACAUUCCCUAUUUUUAAAUUCACAUGGCUUCGUUUAAGAAAGGAUGUAAGGGUAAAUUGGUGAAAGGUUUGCUCUCUGCACUUUUCUGGCUGAGUUGUGACUGAAUGAGAGGGCUUUAGCAUUUACCAGUGAGGUUCAUAAACUCAACUCUCAGGAAUUAAUUGCAUCUGUUGUAGAAGUGCUUCUGGGUAUUAGCCUGGCCUCUUCAGAGUGGUAAUAGUAACCAUCUCCUCUGGAAUAUAGGUAGGGCUAAUUAGAAAUUAAUCAAAAUGAUUAACCUCUACAGUCCUUCAGCCUAUGGAAUGCUUUAAAAAAUGUUAAUGGAAAGCCCCAGGAGACCAUAUUAGGUAAGAUUUUUUUUUUUGUUUGAAUUUUAAAAUGCAUAGAACAUUAAAAACCAGCAAUUUAUUUUCUAAAAUAUUGCUCUACUUUUGGGAAUAAUAGCAUUGGUAAUAUGCACAGGUUUACCUCAUUCUAUGCAAGAGGGGUUAAUAUCAUAAGGUUUUGUAGUUGCUACUGGAAGUAAAAUUUGUUACUUUAUAGUGUAAGAAUGUAUGGAAUUGCAUGUCAACAUUUCUUAAUACUGUCUCUUUAGGGGCAUAAAUGCAAGUCAUAUCAAUGCCAGGUUGAUUCUUAUGUGUCAAAUAUAUGUGAAUUCAGCUGUUAAAUUACUGGAUAUUUAUCUUAAACAUUACUGAGAGGGACCUACUGUAAAUGUGACAUAAACUUCCCAAAUCUUCAACUUUUAAGAAUCUUCCCAUGAACUUAAAGCCUGGAAGACUUCUAAAGCAAAGGUGACAACAGUCUUUAUCCUCAGGCUCAGUGAAUUUAGACCCAGGACUCCGAUUCCAUGUUAUGGGCACAAGAAGCCAGUUGUAGCGUGUGCUUUAACAGGACCCUGAGCUUAAGAUCUCUAUGGGAAACUGAAUAAACCAGAAGGGAUUUGAUUUGGAGCCUGGUAAUUAGUUCUGUGAAAUGCUCAUUUGUAGCCAGAUUUUAUAUAAGCUUCUAAUUUUACAGCAAAGCCAGGCUGUUUUCAAAUUUGCCACAUAUUAAUAUUUAUGAAGUGUUUCUUGUCUUAAUCCCAUGACCAGCAUGGUGAUGGUAAGGACUUUGUACCAGAUAAACUCGAUCUGAAGCCCUCUUCACUGUUCAGGCUCUUAACUCCUACUGCCGAAAGAACAGAAAAUGAGUUGGUGGCAGAGGAGAUUUAUGUCUUAGCCACAACUCCAAGUGUACAACUCAGUAGCCCCGUUCUCUUACGGUUCAAAUAUACUGCUGACCUUGGGUUUGUUCUUGUUUUUUUUUUUCCUGUUAGGAUUAUUUGGGGGUUUUUGGUAGUUUAAACUCUUUAACUUUUUCCUUGCUGUGUAUGAAGAAAGCUAAAGCUGUUAUCAACUUCUUAUUCUAUGGAUACUAACACGGGUUUUCAGUGUUUGUUUGUUUUUAUUAUUAUUCAUUUUGUGUGAUGUGAAUACCCUCUCCCAUCAAUAUUUGUAUUAUGGUGCUAUAUAUUUGGUAAUGAUCCUUUACUAUUGGGAAGGGAUUUUAAAAAUACUGUGAUUAAACUGGGUUUCUUCCUUUGAUUUUCAUAUUUUAAAUAAAGCCACAGUCAUUUAUACAAAAGAAAAGCAUCUGUCCCUGGGCAAAUCUUUUGAGGACAGAGGUCAAAGUAAACUGCAUAAGGUUUUUACAUCAUUUCUGUAUGUAUUUGAUAUAUAGAUCAAUAUCUGUACAAAUUUAAUCUUUUAUUUUCUUGGUAACUUGUGAUCAUUGAGAAAGUAUUUGAAACUUUCUCAUGAAGUGUAUAUAAUGGCGUGAAAAAUUCCUUUGGAGAAAUUUAUGUUCCUUUCAUUUUUACAAAAUUGAAAAUUUUCAGCAUGGAUGUGUUAAAGCAUUAAAAUUAUAACUUUGUGUACAAGAUGAAAAUAAUUCACUAAAUUUGCCCUUUUUUACACAAAAUAAAACAUUAAAAUUAA